Molecule: messenger RNA, 2056 nt
Organism: Salarias fasciatus (jewelled blenny)
Lineage: Eukaryota; Metazoa; Chordata; Actinopteri; Blenniiformes; Blenniidae
Gene: efcab14
Product: EF-hand calcium binding domain 14
Exons: 8
Coding region: 467-1744 (425 amino acids)
Source: RefSeq, a predicted model, not a curated record
UGAGAGGCUCCGCUGGGCCCAAACAACACAAAACCGGACGACCCGGCAGGUUUGCGGCCACAAACUUCACAAUUACGCCACAGACAAGGCCCGGGUUGUGAUUUUAAAGCCUUUUUAUUGCCUCUGCGGAAUGACUGACGGCACAGCGAGAGGUUUUAACGCGCGGUGAGACGAUGUGACGGCUCCGUGCCGACUGUUAGCCGCGUUAGCUUUAGCCUCGUUAGCUGUCAAGCGACAGUCUGCGGAGGAAAGUUGUUUUGCUUUUUACGCCGUUUAUGAGUCUAAUGUCGUGUUUCUCCGCUGCUGAACGUUUCCGUGUGAGGGUAGAGUAGAGGAGGCAGCCAGCCGGCUGACAGACAGCCAGAGACCGGUCAGCUCCGCCGCUACAGCCAGCAAACUGGACCAAAGUUUGGACCUGGUCGGGUUCAAGUCGGGCUCCGCGGGUCCGCUGACCCCCCAGAAGAAGAUGAAGAAGAGGAAGGAGCUCAACGCCCUCAUCGGGCUCGGCGACAGCAAGAGGAAGAAGACCAAGAAGGGCUCCGGACACCGGCUGCUCCGAACCGAGCCGCCCGACUCCGAGUCCGAGUCCAGCUCCGAGGACGACGGCUUCAGCGGGCUGAGCGGCGGCGGAGGCUUCGGGAAGAGGAGCUACACGCAGUGCUGCAGCGUGUGCUACCCCCUCUUCCUCUUCAUCAUCCUCGCCGCCUGCGUCAUGGCGUGUGCUGGACUCAUCUGGAUGCAGAUCGCUCUGAAGGAAGACCUGGAUUCCCUGAAGGAGAAACUGCACAGCAUGGAAACCAGCCAGAAAGCUUCAUCCAGUGAGAUCCCCAAGCUGAGCGAGGAUCUGAAGAACAAGCAGAGGAAGCUGGACGAGCUGGAGAACGGCAGCGUCGGCCUCAACAAGCUCUGGACCAAUCUGACAGAGAUGAACAGAAAGAUCGGCGUGCUGGACUCUGCUGUGAACCACCUGAAGGCCAACCUGAAGUCUGCGGCGGACCUGGUGGGCCUGCCCACCACCGUGGAGGAGCUGCAGAAGAGCGUCGCCACCAUCGGCAGCACGCUGACCAGCGUCCAGCACGACGUCCAGACCAUGCAGGAGGCGGUGCAGAGCCAGAGGAAGGACCAGGAGAAGACCGCCGCCGCCGCCACGGACGUCACCGACCUGAGGAAAGCUCUGAGCGAGGCCAACCGGACGGAGGAGCAGCACCACACCUGGACCGACGAGCAGAUCCACGUCCUGCUGUCCACCGUGGCCGACCUGCACCAGCGAGUGGCGUUGCUGGAGAACGGCUCGGCGCCCGGCGCUCAGGCGGCCGGCGGCGGGGGUCCAGCUCCCGGCGGGGGUCCAGCUCCCGGCGGGGGUCCAGCUCCCGGGCCAGUGAACGAUGUCACGACGGUUAAAUCCUCGACGGAGGACCCGGUGACGCAGCCGCAGACCAGCAGGAGGCCUCGCUUCCUGAGUCCAGCCCGCGUGAAGAGAGCACCCAGGUCAGGGACCAGCUCCGGGUCUGGGUCCGGGUCUGGGUCCAGGUCCCUCUGUCCUAAGAAGCUGCUGCUCCCGCGUGUGGCUUCACUCAAAGACCUGCAGGAGCUGUUCCAGUCGGCGUCCCCCGGUCUGACCCAGCAGGACCUGGGCAGAGUUCUGGGGCCGUCGGCUCUCAGCCAUCGGACCUUCGGCUGCUUCGACCGCGACGGAGACGGCCGCCUGUCCCUGCGCGAGCUGCGAGCCGCGGCUUGGAUGUGAACCCGGCAAAUGGACAGUAUUGGAGCAUGUCGGAGGGGGUCAAGGGGCCCAGGGGGCCCCCCGGACCUUCUCUGUGACUGCUGCACUGAACUGAAUAUUUAACACCCCCCGUUUCCCCCUCACCUCCAACACGCUUCGGUUUUUAAUCACACGAGCGACCGUACGAAGACUUUCACCUCGUUCUUUGAUUCCUGUCAAUGCAUUACCCCCACUCUGUGUGUGUGUGUGUGUGUGUGUGUGUGUGUGUGUGUGUGUGUGUGUGUGUGUGUGUGUGUGUGUGUGUGUGUGUGUGUGUGUGUGUGUGUGUGUGUG